CGUCUCGAUACUGUUUAUUACGUUUCAUCAUUACAUCCUCCAUGACCUCAUCCUUCCUAAUGCCUGUCAAAGCAUAGAAUAAUAAGUAGACAUUAUAUGGUGGGAUGGCCUUAGAAUUAUUGCAGUCUCCAAAUGAUUCAAAAGACUAUAGAAUAAUCACGCUCCAGAACAACCUGGUUGCCAUUGUCAUUUCUGACUUGGCAUCCACCACCAGUUCUCAUAAUUCAGAACUCGACAAAAACGUCAACGUUGAUGGUACUGGUAGUGAGAAUGCAGGUGGACAAGAAGAAACAGAUGGAAUACAAGCUGACAGUGAAGAUGAAAUGGUGCCACUCAAGAAGAGAAAGAUAGCACAAAAGAAAUUGGCUGCUGCAGCUCUAAGCGUUGGUGUUGGAAGCUUUUCUGAUCCAUCGGAUAUCCCUGGAUUAGCUCACUUUCUUGAACAUAUGGUGUUUAUGGGCAGUAGCAAAUACCCUGAUGAGAACUCAUUUGAUGCUUUUGUAAAGCGUCACGGCGGAAGCAACAAUGCAUCUACUGAUUGUGAACGGACUGAAUUUCAUUUUGAAAUUGAUAGCAACUUCUUUCAUGAGGGAUUGGACCGCUUUGCUCAGUUCUUUAUCUCGCCCCUGAUGAAGGAAUCCAGCACUGACAGAGAACUGGAAACUGUCGAUAGUGAAUUUCAAAUGCGUCUUCAGGAUGAUUAUUCUCGUAAACAGCAGUUGUUUGGUACUUUCACUAAAGAAGGUCACCCACUUGGAAAAUUUAUGUUUGGCAAUACAACAACUCUGAAACUGGAUCCAGUUAGCAAAGGUAUUGAAGUACACAAACAACUUCAGAAAUUCAGACACGCAAUGUACUCCAGUGAUUAUAUGACACUUGCUGUACAGUCUACAGAAAGUUUGGAUACACUUGAGGAGUGGGUGAGGGAAUCGUUCUCAGACAUCCCCUCCAAUGGUCUUCCUAAGCCAAUGUACUCUUUACAUGCAGAUCCCUUUGUGUCAGACAAGUUCCACAAACUAUACAAAAUUGUGCCCGUACAAGAUUUGAACGAGUUGGUAAUAACUUGGAAAUUUCCAUGUUUGUUCAAAGAAUACAAGUGUAAACCGCUUCAUUACUUAUCUUGGCUGAUCGGUCAUGAGGGGCAUGGCAGUGUAUUAGCUUGGCUCAAGAAAAGAUCAUUUGCUCUUAACCUAUGUGGUGAAAAUGAUGGAACUGGGUUUGAAUACAAUGAAACUUGUGCAAUUUUUAGCAUUACUGUUCAGCUGACAACAACAGGGCUGACCAACAUAGAUGAGGUUGUAUCUAUAAUCUUCCAAUAUAUUAAAAUGUUGCAAAAAGUUGGGCCACAGAAAAGGAUAUUUGAUGAGAUAAAGACAAUAAACGACAAUGCAUUCCGAUUUCAAGAGGAGAUGGAUGCUGUUGAUUAUGUGGAACUGAUUUCAGAUAAUAUGCAAAUUUACCCACUGGAGCAUUACCUCACAGGGCACUUACUUCAAUUUGAAUAUGACCACAAGGCAAUUAACAAAUGUCUCUCACAACUAACGGCCGAGUCUGCUAAUUACAUGCUGUGGUCAAAGACAUACCAGGAGUCAUGUGAUCAGGUGGAGCCCUGGUAUCAGACUGCCUACAAGAUUGAACAAGUGCCCUCGAGAUGGAUACAAGACUACCAUAAUUCUGAGGUUCACCCUGAUCUACAUCUUCCACAUCCAAAUAUCUUUAUUGUGGAUGAUUUCAGCUUGAAGACUGAUGAUGGACCACCAUCUGAACAUCCAAUAAAGAUACUGGACACAGAACAAGGGUGUGUCUGGCACAAAAUGGACAAUAAGUUCAAAUUACCAAAAGCGUUUAUCUACAUUCACCUGAAGAGCUUGUUGGUGAACCAGUCUGCUAUGAAUCUGUGUCUCUUUGAAUUUUUUGUUUGUUUACUUGAGCAUAACAUGAACGAGGUCACGUACAAUGCCAAGGUAGCCGACCUCAGCUACAGCUUCUACACUGAAGAGACCGGCUUCAUUAUCAUAAUGCACGGUUUUAACCACAAGCUGCAUUUACUGUUUGAUACAAUCCUUGAUUACAUUGCCAACUUCUCUGUUACCGAUGAUCUAAUGGAUGCAGUGAUGGAGGACAGGUUGCAGUCAUAUCACAAUCACAUCAUAGAUCCAAGUGAAACAAUCAAUGAUGUUGAACUAGCAAUUUUACAAAAGGUUAAAUGGAUUCCAUCGGAUAUGUGGAAAGCCUGCCCCCAUGUGACGAAAGCCAUGGUGGAACAGUUUGCUAUGGACUUCAGAAAAAAAGUAUUUUUGGAGGUUUUGGUUCAAGGCAACUAUACUUCACAGGAAGCGAUUGGGUUUCACAACAAGAUUUGCAAGAAGUUGGAGCUUGGGGUCAUAGAUCAUCAGCCUAGCACCAGUAUUACUAAGAUUCCACUGGGCUCAACUGUCUGCAAAAUAAAGAGCUUCAAUCCUGGGGAUACCAACACAGUGGUCAAUAAUUACUACCAACAAGGGUGUGGAACCAUUCACAAGAUCACACUUAUUCAUUUACUAGUGAUCCUUGGAUACUGCAUUCUUCAAGAUGAAUCAAUCUUCGGUGAUGAUCAUAGCAUCGUUUCUGUUGUUGAGAUCGGGGAGAGAAUAACAAGAAAAAAAGUCUUGGGCAUGUCGUGGACAAAGCGAAUGCAGGUGUGUACUGAUGUAUUGUCAUUA
This is a messenger RNA of Anneissia japonica, 2702 nucleotides long. Its product is annotated as nardilysin-like. The record is from RefSeq and is a predicted model, not a curated record. NCBI's taxonomy places the organism in Eukaryota, Metazoa, Echinodermata, Crinoidea, Comatulida, Comatulidae. Gene Ontology annotation, biological process: proteolysis. Gene Ontology annotation, molecular function: metal ion binding; metalloendopeptidase activity. The annotation marks the transcript as partial. The transcript is spliced from 25 exons.